Molecule: messenger RNA, 1173 nt
Organism: Amaranthus tricolor (Joseph's coat)
Lineage: Eukaryota; Viridiplantae; Streptophyta; Magnoliopsida; Caryophyllales; Amaranthaceae
Product: 16.9 kDa class I heat shock protein 1-like
Exons: 1
Coding region: 353-934 (193 amino acids)
Biological process (GO): protein complex oligomerization; response to salt stress; response to hydrogen peroxide
Source: RefSeq, a predicted model, not a curated record
GAAUAGUGUUAAAAAGUAAAUGUAUAUUUAACGGGGGAAUAAAAGGAGUAUUUAAUUCUUGUAUCCAAGUUGAAUUUUGUAUAACUUUAAAACCACUUCAAAAUUGAGUUAAUCUUGAGAUAUCUAGAGAAUUCUUUGGAGUUCUUAUAUCACACACCAAAUCUUAGUAGCAUUUAACCGACAUUUAAAGAACCAUCCAGAACCUGCUACAAUUAACAAGUUUCAUCCAUAUAAUCACCAAUCAAUUCCUAUAAAUAGCAACCCAUAAUCCUCCUCCUUCAACACCAAAAACAAACAAUCCUCCAUCUAAAUUAAAAAAGCUCAUAAAAACCCAUUUGAUCACUUCUCAAACAUGGCAAAACCAAUAAAAAUCCAACCAUUACUACUCACUACAAUAUUUGUAGGACUCCUAGUCCUCCCAUCCAAAGGGUUAGUACCCUUCACAAGUACACUUUGGGACGGUCUAGAAGACCCAUUUCGCAUUCUAGAACAAACCCCUCUUCCUCUUCCUCUUCCCAUGCCCAAAUCAAACAACCUAAAUCUAGCCUUGCUAGCAAGGGCAGAUUGGAAAGAAACCCAAAACGCCCAUAUAAUAACCCUUGAUAUACCCGGCAUGAAGAAAGAAGAUCUGAAUAUAGAAGUUGAAGAAAACAGGGUGUUGAAGGUAAGUGGAGAGAGAAAAGCAGAGGAGGAACAGGAAGGUGACAAGUGGCAUCGUGCUGAGCGUACAACUGGAAAGUUCUGGAGACAGUUUAGGUUACCGGUAAAUGCAGAUUUGGAUAAUGUUAAAGCUCAUCUUGAAGAUGGGGUAUUGAAGAUUAUGGUUCCAAAACUUGCAGAACAGAAGAAGAAACAGAGUAAGGUUAUUGAUAUUGGUGUUGAUAAGGAUAAGGGUGAUUCUCAAGAUCUUAAACCCACUAGGGUUGAUAUGUAAUAUACAAAUGAACAAGUAAUAAUUGAAAUGAGAGUAUAUGAGGAUUAAUCAAGGGAAUAAAAAUGAAGUAAUAAGUAUGAGUACUAACUACUAAGUGCUUACUAUUAAGUUUAAUAAGUUUUUUUUAUUUUUAUUUUUUUAUGUUUGGUUUUUUCCUUUUUUAGUGGUGCAAUGUAAAUUAUCUUUUUUAUCAAAUCUAGUAGUUUAAUGUAAUAUAAGUUUUUUGUUUUUGUUCUCAA